AUGUGUGAUGGGCGUUUACUAAAAAAAAGAGUCGACUCUUUGAACCGGUUCUUUUAGCUGGGUGCCGACUCAAAUCUGGCUCGUGCUUCAGGUACGGUGAAUACAGCGAUGUGUUGAGACACUGUCCACAUAUAUAUGCUUUUAUACAUUAUAUUGUGACUGUGUGCGACUGAAUGAAUGAAAAUUUACAUUUAAUAUUUUUUAUGUUAUUCCCGUCAUCUGUGGCUCUGUGUUCCGAGUCGUAGUUACUGAAUCUUCCGGCAGGGGGCGCUGAGCAGGUCUGCUGUGUAAUCCAGAGAAGAAGAGCUGCUGAUUUCUGCCUUUAGCUCACAUGCUAAUCACCUCAGCAUCAUUCUGAGGGGAAUUUACAUUGAUGCAGACAGAUGGUCUUCUGACUUCACGUGGAGGGACGUCAGACCCCGAGGACUAACAAAAUGGAGAAUUCCAGAAGAAAACUAUUAAAGAGGAAGAACCUGACGAUGAAGAAUAUUUCUGUAAGAUAAGAGCACGGUAGAGAAUCCGAAACGAAAUAAGUCAAAAGUACAAAUAUUGCAAAUAAAUUUCAUUGAUGGGACUUUAGAUAGAGGGACAUCAAGCUUUGUGGGACACCUCAUCCCUGUGGACCAACAGGAUGAAGGAUUUCAAGAGAAGCACCUGAAAGAACAAAAACUGCUCCACUGACAGUAUUGUCCAUAAUUUAGAAUUUUUUUAUGUCCAUUUUGUGUCUCUGGACCUUUAGAGUGUUUCUGUAGAUGCCUUAUUUAUGCCUUAGGUGAUACAGAGCUGGUAUAGUAAUGAAUACACACAGCUACCAAACCAGUUAUGCUCAUUUGUAAACCAUUUGUUUAUCUAUGUUUAACAGUUGUUUAUUUUUUUCCUUCUCCUCUUUUUUCUGCAACAAUGAAAGACCCAGCGAGGGACACAAUCGCCUGCUCCUCCUGUCCCUGGUCCUAUAGGUCUCAAAUUUACCUUUUCAGACACAUCAGAAGAUUGCAUCAUGAUGAAUAUGAGACACAGAAGAAACCCAGUGUUUACUGUGAAAAUACGAGGCCUAGAAGAAGCGCCUGUAGUCAGCCAGAGUUCCCUGAGAUUCUGCAGGCUAACAUCACUCCUGGGCAGAAAGGAACUCAUCAGUCCUCAAACACUGAGGAACAGUUUACUCACCAAAAUCACCUCGACCUGCCCGGGCACGUUUACGCAAGAGAGAAACCCUUUUACUGCUCGCCAUGUGGAAAGAAUUUCGUAAGGACAAUCUCCGAACGCAUAUGCGCAUUCACUCGGGAGAGGUGUUCUGCUGCUUGCAGUGUGGGAAGAGUUUUAUCCGAGCGAGUCAUCUCCAACUACACCAGCGUAUUCACACGGGAGAAGCCGUAUCAGUGCUCGCGGUGUUGCAAGAGCUUUAAUCAAACGAUGGCGCUUUUAAAAGACACCAGAGCACUCACACAGGAGAGAAGCUGUAUCCGUGCUCGCACUGCGGGAAGAGUUUUAGCCAGCUGGCUAAUCUCCAAACACACCAGCGCGUUCACACAGGAGAGAAGCCGUUUCACUGCACCGACUGUGGGAGGAGUUUUAGUUUACUCAAUACGCUGCAGUUACACCAGCGAAUCCACACAGGAGAGAAACCGUAUUACUGCUCUGACUGUGGGAGGAGUUUUAAUCAGGUCUGCGCGCUUAAACGACACCAUCGCAUUCACAUGCGAGAGAAGCCUCGUCACUGCUCUCAGAGUGGGAGGAGUUUUAGUGACGGAGGUCAGUUCGAGGCAUGUCAGUACGUUCACACAGAUGAGAAGCCGUAUGAUGGCUGGAAGUGUCUUGAAGUCAGUGAAGCCGUAUGAAGACCCGUGGCUGUGCGGAUGUGGAACACUUAACAUAAACGCUGGGUACUUGUGAGUGUGUUACUGUGGAGUGUAACAGUUGUGGUUCACACAGGUGAAGCACUGGGGAUCUGCUGUUGAAGUGCACGAUUUCUGCGUGUAAUGAUUCUCUGGCUUCAUUGUUUAUUUUUAGUCCCAACUCAUGAGCACAAACAUCAAUACUUCCCAAAAUCAGGCCGACGUCAUCAGCAGCGUCUGCCACAUCAUGCUAAAAAGUAAAUACGGUAGAGACAGCUAGCUGGAUCUAUACUGAAUGUUUAUUGAACCAUAUUUACAACUUACACAGAUAAACAGCUUGCUAGCGGUUGUCUACUGUAACACGGAACACAUUUUGGUGUGAACACGAAGAGAGUAAAUUAAACUUUAAACUCAUGGCAAUAAGAAUUAUGGCAACGUUGGCGCUAUUACUUGUGGCCUUAUAACAUGUAGAUUAUGGAUUUGGAGACGUUUAAUUAAACCUUAUGUGAGCUCGUCA
This is a messenger RNA of Tachysurus fulvidraco (yellow catfish), 2349 nucleotides long. RefSeq names its product zinc finger protein 180-like. Bases 823 to 1890 code for a protein of 355 amino acids. The transcript has 2 exons. The record is from RefSeq and is a predicted model, not a curated record. Lineage: Eukaryota; Metazoa; Chordata; Actinopteri; Siluriformes; Bagridae.